CUUAAACUAGUACAUACAAUAUUGGUAAAUGUCUGAAACCACUGGUACAUGUUAUAAAUCAUGUUGUAUUUCAAAACGAUUAGAUGGGAAGUUAGCCAUUGUCACUGGAUCGAACAAUGGUAUCGGAUUAGUGACAGCUGGUGAAUUAGCUCGUCGUGGUGCUCGUGUCAUCAUGGCAUGUCGAAAUAUAGGUAAAGCUGAAGAUGCCAAAAAUAAUUUAUUGGAGAAAUAUGGUGCCGAUAAUCCACAGAGUGUGAACAUUGAUGUAGCGUGUAAACAAGUGAUCUCAUCGUUGAGUCCAAUCUACCGUGAUCAAUUAAUCAUUGAACAACUUGAUUUAGCUUCUCUACAAUCAAUCAGAGAAUUUGCCAGACGUAUAAUAGUCACAUAUCCAGAACUUCAUUUUCUUAUUAACAAUGCUGGUCUUACAGUUGGUAAAUAUGAGAAAACUGUUGAUGGUUUUGAAAUGACAAUGGGUGUUAAUCAUUUUGGAACAUUCCUACUAACGGAAUUAUUAUUACCUUUGAUAAAACGUUCAACUCCAUCUAAAAUCAUUAAUCUUUCAUCAAUGGCACAUUAUAAAGGUCGUUUAAUUAAACCAGAUUUACAGUUAAAAGAGAAUGAAUAUAAUCAGUUAAAUGCAUAUUGUGAUUCAAAGUUAGCCAAUGCAAUACAUGCUGCUGAAUUAGGUGAUAGACUUCAGGACAGUGGAAUAACUGUUGUUAGUGUACACCCUGGUGCUGUAAAAACUGAUCUAGAUAGAGAUAUAAAAAGUGGUGUAAUGAAAUAUUUCAUUAAAGUAAUAAAGCCAUUCUUUAUUGGUCCAUGGAAAGGAGCACAAACUACAUUGUACACAGUGUUGUCAGACAACAUAAUCUCUGGUGGUUACUAUUCAAAUUGUUCAUUGAAAGAACCGUUAACAAUUACGAUUGGGACUUGGCACAGAGCAUGUUGUAUUUCGAAACGAUUAGAUGGGAAGUUAGCCAUUGUCACUGGAUCGAACACUGGUAUCGGGUUAGUGACAGCUGGUGAGUUGGCUCGUCGUGGUGCUCGAGUCAUCAUGGCAUGUCGAAAUCUACGAAAGGCUGAAGAUGCCAAAAAUAGUUUAUUGGAGAAAUAUGGUGCCGAUAAUCCACAGAGUGUGAACAUUGAUAUAGCGUGUAAACAAGUGAUCUCAUCGUUGAGUCCAAUCUACAGUGACCAACUCAUCAUUGAACAACUUGAUUUGGCUUCUCUACAAUCAAUCAGAGAAUUUGCUAGACGAAUCACAGUCAAUUAUUUAGAACUUCAUUUUCUUAUUAACAAUGCCGGUCUUGCAGUUAGUAAAUAUGAAGAAACCAUUGAUGGUUUUGAAAUGACAAUGGGUGUUAAUCAUUUUGGAACAUUCCUACUAACGGAAUUAUUAUUACCUUUGAUAAAACGUUCAACUCCAUCUAAAAUCAUUAAUCUUUCAUCAAUGGCACAUUAUAAAGGUCAUUUAAUUAAACCAGAUUUGCAAAUUCAACCAAAAAAAUAUGGUGAGGUAAAAGCUUAUUGUUCAUCAAAGUUAGCAAAUACAAUGCAUGCUGUUGAAUUAAGUGAGCGAUUGCAUGAUAGUGGAAUCACUGUUGUCAGUGUCCAUCCUGGAGCCGUUAAGACAGAGAUUUUUCGAGAUGUCAAAGACUGUUCACUGAAAUGUAUCAUUGCAAUCAAAUGGCUAACAUUUAUCAAUCCAUGGAAAGGAGCACAAACUACAUUGUACACAGUGUUGUCAGACAACAUAAUCUCUGGUGGUUACUAUUCAAAUUGUUCAUUGAACGAACCGUUAACAAUUGUCAAGAAUAAAGAUGAAAGAAAAUGGUUUUGGAACAAGACAUGUGAACUAUUAAGAAUCGAAAAUACAACAUAGACAAUUGUUACUUUUGACAAAAUCAAGAGUUUAUUUCACAUUUCUAAACUAAUGAUUUUGUUGGUAUUUUGGUUUAAAAGUUGAAAAUGCAUAAAACAAUUCCGAUUAUUGAAGUGGACAUGUUAAGGCUAGUUAUGAAUGAAACAAAUAUACACAUACAUGAAUAUAUAAUAUGCUUAAUAAUCUAUCAAUAUCAGUAGUUUCAAUAAAUAUAGGUGGAACACUCACUAGCAUCUAGAGAAUGAACCAGGAAGCAUCGGUUCAUCUGUGGUCUACUCUUUCUCUCUCUCUCUCUCUCUUUCAUUCUACUCAACCAAUCAAACCAACAGGAAAUGAGUUUUGUAAUGUAUAAGAAUCAAAAUGAAAUGUGAACGCAUCACAGGUUGUUAGAUGUUCGACCGUUAACAACUAGUCUUUCAUACAAAAUCAACAUGCCAUAUCCAUUUAUCCACUCAUUCAUAACAUGGGCGAUGUAAUGAAUGUUACUACCAUCCAAUGAUUAAUCCAUGUAGUUUAAUUCUCUGACUGAUUGUAAAUUCGAUUUAAUGAAAAUGUCAAACCACUGUCAGAUGAGACUAAGUCACACCGUAUUUUUGUUUAUUUAAUUCACUUACAUCAAAUAUGAGCGUCUCCUAGUCUGAAGCUGGUCAGCUUACGGAAUUGUGAGUAACUGGCAUGGACAAAUAUAUACAGGUGAUAGAAUAAAUAGAAGGAUUAAACUAAUCUAUCUGUUCGAAUGUUAGAACAAAUCACGUAAGCGUGUGAUAACAGAGAUUUACUAUCGAAUAUUCAACCAAUAACUAAUCAACGAAUGUCAAUUCAUUUCAUAAACAGCCUUAUCAGAUUGACAAAAUGGUUUCAUCACAAAUAAGACUACGUUGUGAAAACAUUCAUACAAUACAUGAUUGAUCCCCAGUGCAUUAUUUGUCCACGAUCAUAAUGUUUAUUUAAUUAAGUGAUGGAGAUACUAAUGAAACCGUCACUUUGUCAUUUACAUUUCUUAUAAUCAAUAUAAAACAAAGUAGUUACUAGAAGAUAUCUUGAAUAACUCGAUUAUUGCUUGAGAUAUUGAAUAUUAGUGAACUUCGGAAGCUCUCAUUUAUCUUUUAGUGUCAACGUCUUUAGUAUUAGUGUAAGGGUUCCGAUAGCACAACAGGAGUAUCAGUAUAAAUCUCGCAACUGAUAAAUGACGUUUUAUACUAAGUAUUACAUCAUGAAUCUUCGGCGAUGAACAAUGAUUCAGACUGUCUAUUCUACAAUCCAUUUUAUUUUACUAACUAUAGUAGAAAUUGAACUUAACAUAGUUUAAUUAAAAACGAUCGAUUUGAUCAAAAAUAUCAUGAUGUGAACUAAUCC
Schistosoma haematobium is the source of this 3244-nucleotide messenger RNA. Its product is annotated as retinol dehydrogenase 12 (all-trans 9-cis 11-cis), variant 2. The coding region runs from base 29 to 1888 and encodes 619 amino acids. NCBI's taxonomy places the organism in Eukaryota, Metazoa, Platyhelminthes, Trematoda, Strigeidida, Schistosomatidae. The record is from RefSeq and is a predicted model, not a curated record. The transcript is spliced from 6 exons.